Messenger RNA from Fusarium poae, 414 nucleotides. RefSeq lists its product as uncharacterized. The record is from RefSeq and is a predicted model, not a curated record. Bases 1 to 414 code for a protein of 137 amino acids. Lineage: Eukaryota; Fungi; Ascomycota; Sordariomycetes; Hypocreales; Nectriaceae. The transcript has a single exon.
AUGGGAUACAAAAUCCGAGUUCUUAUAUACGACUUCCUCAGCGUCACAAAAGAUCCUAACUCAGCCAAGCGCAUUAAUUCUACAACCGAUGAACACUAUAUCAGUGCUCCAUAUUUUGACGAGACCCAAGCUGCGAUAGUCAAGGCUGCAGCUAUAGAUGUUGAACUCGGGAGAUACACUGAAACCGCCGAUGAUCAGGAUCUCGAAACCCUGGUAUUACAGCAAGGUAAAAACUUUGAGGACGCUGUUCGUGCUCUUCUAAAUAGUUUCAUCGACAAAAGACGUGCAAGCGGCGAUGCUCGGCCGUGUGGACCUCAUCAUUUGGCGCCCAUGUAUGCCAAUCUCUUUGGUAUUGACAUGGAGGAUUUGAAGGAUGCCAAGUUCCUUGGUCGACUGAGGAGAUCUGGACUAUGA